AUGGGUGUGUCAAUGAGAUGGGUGACACUGGUGCUCUUGUUUUCUUUCCUUAUACAGGUAUGGAGGCUCAGUGUUCAUGCAGACAUCGACUUGCGAAAGAUACACCAAGACUCACUUGAAGUGAUUAAAAAUAGACAGGAUCCGAUUAGGAAUCGUUUACAGCUUGCCAAGCUGAAGCCAGCAACUAAUUCUUACGUGCACGGUGUUUUCCCCAAGCCUGUAUCAAAUCCAAAACUUGAAAACGCAACUAUUUUGAUGCUCUGCCGAAAUUGGGAGCUUUCAGGGGUGCUCAAAUCAAUGCGAUCAUUGGAGGAUAGAUUCAAUAAGGACUAUCAUUACACAUGGACUUUCCUGAACGAUGUGCCUUUCACAGACAAGUUCAUAGAGGCCACGACUCAAAUGGCCAGUGGCCCAACACAAUACGGUUUGGUGCCUGCGGAGGAUUGGAAUGUUCCUGCGUAUGUCAACGAAACGAAGAUGGAUGAGUGCUUGAUUGAUUUUGAGAACAGAGACGUUAUUUAUGGCGGGUCCAGAUCAUACAGAAAUAUGUGUCACUUUAACUCUGGGUUUUUCUUCAAGCAAGAGUUGGUACAACAGUACGAUUAUUACUUUAGGGUGGAGCCCGAAGUUGAGUAUUUCUGCGAUUUCCAAAUGGACCCGUUCCGCUUGCUACGAGAGAAUAAGAAGAAGUAUGGAUUUGUGAUGACGCUUUUAGAGUACGAGAACACGAUUCCUUCGCUUUGGAACGCUGUGGAAGAUUUCAUGAACCUGCACCCCGAGUACAUUCAUCCCGAUUCACUUUUCGACUUUGUAACCAACGACGAACCAAUUGGUACCGGCAGGCUUGUCGUGGAACACAACUCGUCGUACAACCUUGCACAUUUCUGGUCGAAUUUCGAGAUUGGGGAUCUGAAUUUCUUCCGGUCAGAGGCAUACGAGUCAUAUUUUGAUCAUCUGAGUCGCACUGGCGGGUUCCAUUACGAGAGAUGGGGAGAUGCUCCCGUUCACUCCAUCGCCGUUGCGCUUCUCAUGAACCAAUCGGAGAUCCAUCAUUUCGAGGACAUUGGGUACACUCACGCUCCUUUUGCUACGUGUCCAACGUCACAGAGCAUCAUCUACGGCAAAAGAUGUGUUUGUUCAGAGGCGUGCAAGGAGGACAACUUCAACGUGCACCCACACAGCUGUCUUCCUCGGUAUUGGAAGUACAACGGUAAGAGAUUUCUGCGAGAAUAUUACCAUGAAGAAGAUUAUAUCUAA
Ogataea philodendri is the source of this 1257-nucleotide messenger RNA. RefSeq lists its product as uncharacterized. Gene Ontology annotation, molecular function: alpha-1,2-mannosyltransferase activity. The record is from RefSeq and is a predicted model, not a curated record. Gene Ontology annotation, cellular component: Golgi apparatus; membrane. NCBI's taxonomy places the organism in Eukaryota, Fungi, Ascomycota, Pichiomycetes, Pichiales, Pichiaceae. Gene Ontology annotation, biological process: protein N-linked glycosylation; cell wall mannoprotein biosynthetic process. Bases 1 to 1257 code for a protein of 418 amino acids. The transcript has a single exon.